Physcomitrium patens is the source of this 1178-nucleotide messenger RNA. RefSeq names its product photosystem I reaction center subunit III. Gene Ontology annotation, biological process: photosynthesis. Gene Ontology annotation, cellular component: photosystem I reaction center; photosystem I; chloroplast thylakoid membrane. Lineage: Eukaryota; Viridiplantae; Streptophyta; Bryopsida; Funariales; Funariaceae. The record is from RefSeq and is a predicted model, not a curated record.
GUGCUGCAGAAAUUCCACAUCCUCCCUCGCACAUAUUCUUCGUCCCUCCCUCUCCUUCGACAUCCCUCCUCCCUCAUCGUUCCCCCGCCCAUUGCUCUUUGUGCUCCUCGUCCCCCCCCCCCCCCCCCUUCGCCAUGGCUGCGUCUCUCACCAUGGCUGCGUCUCCUGCUCGACUUGUAUCCUCCUUCACUCCCUUGUCCAGUUCCAAAUCUUCCUUCCCCGCCGCUACCAGAGCCUCUGUCUUCGUGAAGAACGUCGCUAGCAGGAUCGUCUGCUCCGCUAGCGAGGAAUCUGUCGAUGUCGCACAGACUGCAGGUAAAUUCGCCACUGCGCUGGCGCUGGCUGUGCUCGUUGGUGCCGGUGAUUUCGUUGUCCCUGAGGCGAAGGCUGAUGUUGCGGGGUUGACGCCUUGCAAGGAGAGCAAGGGGUUCGCCAAGCGUCAGAAGCAGGAGAUUAAGAAGCUGGAGGGUAGGUUGAAGCUGUACGCGCCUGACAGCGCUCCAGCGUUGGCUAUCAAUGCCACCAUCGAGAAGACGAAGAGACGGUUUGAGUUUUACGGUAACCAGGGUUUGUUGUGUGGUACUGACGGUCUUCCGCACUUGAUUGUGGAUGGCGACCAGGCUCAUUUGGGCGAGUUUGUCUACCCCGGGCUUGUGUUUUUGUACAUUGCCGGGUGGAUUGGAUGGGUUGGGAGGGCGUACUUGAUCGACGUGAGAACUUCCAAGAAGCCGACAGAGAAGGAGAUCAUCAUCGACGUUCCAUUGGCACUGAGGGUUAUGUCGAAAGGUUUCACCUGGCCGUUGGCCGCUAUUGGGGAGCUCAGGAGUGGUAAGCUAGUGGAGAAGAGCGCCAACAUCACCGUUUCACCUAGAUAAAUGAUUUUGAAGGUUGUAGACUUUAAUCACAGUCCAGAACUCGUCAUGAAUCAACAUUCCUCCCAUAGUCAUUUGAUGGACUGAAAUGCUGCCGUCCAUGGAUCCGAAGUUGUUGAGAAUGUGAAUUUAGCCUGUAACAUCUAGCUUAGGUUUCGUCUUUUUCAAAGCCUAGUCUUCUGUGACACCAGUAGCUCUUAAAAUCUGUCGAUAUCUCCAACGACCAGCAACUCUAACUGCUGAUCAGUAUGUUAUAAUGGCCCCGAGGGGCGAUAUCCUGGAAUCAAAGUAGAAUCUUAGUCCAAU